Trichoplax adhaerens is the source of this 1048-nucleotide messenger RNA. RefSeq lists its product as hypothetical. The transcript is spliced from 9 exons. The record is from RefSeq and is a predicted model, not a curated record. NCBI's taxonomy places the organism in Eukaryota, Metazoa, Placozoa, Uniplacotomia, Trichoplacea, Trichoplacidae. Bases 1 to 756 code for a protein of 251 amino acids.
AUGAUAGCUGCUGCCGAAGGGUAUUUAAGCUCGGCAGAUAGUGGAAUAAAUGAAGAGUUUUAUAGUUGUUUUAACGUAGAAGCAAAGGCGUCUAAACUCUUGCAAGUGCGUGCCUUGCAUCGUCUUCUGGAAUGGAGAUAUCAUAAACAGCCAUGGCCUUCCAUACCAGUUACCUCAGCAAAUUUAAUAGAUCAUCUGUUAACUCGCAUUAAUCAGGCAUCGGGAUUAUAUCAAAUGUUUGGAAAGCUCGUCGAUAUUAUUAUAAUCGGGCAUAAUCACUCGCAUCAGUAUCUAGAGGAGGUUCCUGUAGGAAUUAUACCGGAACUAAAAACCGAAACUGGUAGAGAUAUAAAGAAUGGUUUCAUUACUCUUACUUUUGAAUACGGUAAAGAAUUUUCCGGGAAAGGCAAGGAUACUUUGGGUCCUGAAAAUUAUAAUCAUACCGCGAAAACAGCCCAUCGAAGUGGGAAUAUUCAUCCAAUAAUUCGAUAUUAUAAAAAUUUUAUAAAAUCUAAGAAAGAUGAAGCAUCAAUACCACCAGCAAACAAGGAACACCAUGUUUUGGAGGAUUUUCUGACAGACUGGAGCGUUUACAAUCAUCAUGGUCAUUACAUUAAUCUAUUUAUCCAAAGUAUUCUUCAAACCGAUCUUCGCCAUUUUUAUGUCAAAUCUUGCUUUGAGCUAUCCAUGACUUUCAAAACUUUACCGACAAGUUGUGAUCGCACCGUUAUAGAAAGAUCAAAGCUAAAGACUUAACUUCUUCACAAGCCAUCGAUUGUUAACACUCUGUUAGCGAUGCCGAAAUCUUAUGACUAUAUCUUGUUCUUUCAAUAAUUAAUUAAUUAAUUAACGAAAUACUUUUAUAAUUAAUAUAUAAAGUUAUUUUUAUUAAUUAUUUUGCUAAAUGGUUGUGUAUCAGAAAUUAUUCAUUGUCUUUCGUAGCGGACGAAAUGUUCGAAAUAACAGCGCUGAAAUACCCAUUGAUGAUAUCUACUUAAUAUGUAACCAUACAUAUCUGUAUAAGCCUAAACUAGGUGAUAAAAUUAGC